Molecule: messenger RNA, 5591 nt
Organism: Lagopus muta (rock ptarmigan)
Lineage: Eukaryota; Metazoa; Chordata; Aves; Galliformes; Phasianidae
Gene: ARHGEF33
Product: Rho guanine nucleotide exchange factor 33
Exons: 16
Coding region: 437-2872 (811 amino acids)
Molecular function (GO): guanyl-nucleotide exchange factor activity
Source: RefSeq, a predicted model, not a curated record
UCUCUGCCAGUCACUUCACAAGGCUUCUCACACUCCCUUUGCAGCAGUUCUAAUUAAGAAAGAAAAAAGUCAGUAUUUUCUCCUUCCAAGUGCACAGUCCUGAUUUUUGCAUGGGGAUGCAAGGAUGUGACCCGAAGAUUAUAUAAUUAGAAGGCAUUUGUUAUGCCUGCAUUUCAAAUCAGUGAUUAGCAUGUGACAGUCCCAUCCUGGGAAACAUCAAGCCACCAUUGCUCUCCUUUCUUGCACAGCGUAAUUCCCAACUCUGGUAGCCACCAGUGCUGACGGCUCUUCAACUUGCCUGAGGGUUCACACCAGCUGACCCAUCGCAGGGCUCACAUGUGGGCAGCUCUAAGCCAUGGGAUGUUCCCAGUGACCAGCCAGAACCCUCCAGUGUGAGGACAAGAGUCCCUGCGAGGACGCACACCUUAUAGCAGCCAUGGACACAAACAAACAAGAAGGAGAGACUGAAAGUGUGCCUGUGAGUACCCCUGCAACACAGAUUUCCCAGUUGCAGGCAUUAGCCUCCGAGUUGAAGGCGGGUUUCACAGAAGCGAUGCAGGAGCUGUCACGAAUCCAGCAUGGCGAGUACGCCUUGGAGGAGAAGGUCAAGAGCUGCCGCUGUGCCAUGGAAGAGAAAGUGGCUGAGAUGAAGAACUCCCUCAACACCUUCAAGGAGGAACUCAGUGAUGCAAAAUCAAUGAUCGAAGAAAUCAGUGCCAAGCAGGAGGAAAUGCAACAGAAAAUUGAGCAGCUGCAGCAGGAGAAGCGGCGCGAAUCACGGAAAGUGAAAGCUAAAAGAGCACAGAAGGACGAUCACAGCUCACAAACAGUGCCUACGCCUCUCCAGGGCAGCCCAUUUCGAUCCAUAAACCUCCCAGAACCUGUACUGAUCAAUGAAGAUUUUACAAGUCUUUUGCACAACGUGACUUAUGAAAAAGUGUCUGACACCAGGAUCAUGCCGAUAGGAGAAGGAAGUGUGAAAGUCCUAGGAGGUCCAGGAGCAGCCAUAGAGACAGAGGACAGCCUCAAGCCUUCGCUGACAGCAGAUGGUCAGACAAAGGUGCAUCUGCAAUCAACAGUAUGGAAGCAGCCCAAAGACACCAAGGACUGGGGAGAUGAAUACAUUUCCAAAGAGCAACCAGAAAGAGGGAAAGACGUGGGCCAAAGCAGAUACAGCUCAGCAGACAACAUUAUAUGUGAACCCUCUUUGGCUGCCAAAAGGCAGAACAUCGCUUUGGAGCUGCUGGAGUCAGAGAGGAAGUAUGUCAUCAACCUUUCCCUUAUCCUGAAGAUCAAGGCAACGUUGCAAGGACCAGAUAUGAAAAGGAGCACCAAAGAGAGAAGUUUCUUCCCCAAUUCUUUGCGGUACCUGGUCCAGCAGCAUGUCGAUUUACUUCACGCUCUCCAGGAGCGAGUGCUGAGCUGGCCACGCCAAGGAAUUCUAGGUGACAUCUUCCUGAAGUUAACAAAUGAUGAGAACAAUUUUCUGGACUACUACGUUGCUUACCUGAGGGACCUGCCAGAAUGCAUCUCCCUAAUCCACGUGGUGAUCUUGAAGGAGGUAGAAGAAGAAAUCAAAUCCGAUCUCUACAUUCUGUUCUUCCAUAUAGUCCAGCGAAUCCCUGAAUACCUAAUUCAUCUACAGAAUGUCCUGAAGUUCACGGAGCAAGAGCAUCCUGAUUAUUACCUGCUGCUGGUGUGUGUGCAGCGUCUCCGGGUCUUCAUCUCACACUACAGCCUCCUCUUCCAAUGCAAUGAAGAUCUGCUUAUACAGAAGAGGAAAAAACUGAAGAACACGACGAUGGAUUUCUCCUCCCUCAGGUCGUCCCUGGUGAAGCUGUACAAAGGUCUCACUUCCCAGUGUACGAGCCAAGAGGUUUCUCCAACACCCAGCACAGCCUCUAUCCGUGACAGCGGGAUUCACUCCGAAGAGGCAAUGCAGUCAUUCCAACCAGCACCUUCCUCUGGCACGACAACCCCGCAUUUGUUGCCUCAGAUGAAGAAACCUCAGCCAACUGUCCUGGAGAACAUCCAGGCUGUAAAGCCCCCCGACUGGGAAAUGGAAAGCAGAAAACACGAGAGGCCAGAGAACAUCCUUGCAUCCUCUCAGCUCACUGAGCAGGAACUUAAGGCUCUGACAGCUCCUUUACAAUCCAUCCCUGAAAUGGAGUAUGAAGCACCCCCUGCCGAUGCGGUGGGAAACCCAGAGAGAGCCAUCAGGACCUCUGUGGAGCUGCUGCAGGAUGCGAGGAACUUUGCGCCAAGCUAUGAAGAGUUUGAUUACCCUGGGGAAGUCUUCACCAUGCCAGGUCCCUAUGAAGAUGAUACUUUCCAAAAUCUUGCUCUCUUUGAGAAUUGCUCCCCAGCCUCCUCAGAAUCCAGCUUAGACAUUUGUUUCCUUAGGCCUGUUAACUUCACAUCAGAACCAGAGAGGACAGAUCAUGCCUUACAGCCACUGCCUAAGAGCAGUACUCCUGUGAGCAGCAGCACUUACAAGCGUGAGAUGUUCCACAGCAAAGGCAAGCAGCUGAGCAGGUCUCUGAAGGAGCUGCCGAGGAGCGCUGAGGGCGUGAGCUCCAGACUCUACAGCACACGGAGCAGCAGUGGGAGCCGGCUGCAGCAGAAGCAGGAGAGGAAUGUCCAGCCUCACUUGAUCUCAGCCUCAUCUCGAAGCUCCCAAAGGAGCUACUUCCCCCCACAGAGAGGAGCGGGUGAAAAACCAAGCUUUUUGGAAGAGCUCCAUGCAGAAGACAACACCAGGUUCUGCCAGAAGGAUGACAAUGAGCAAACAUCCUUCAGCGACCACAACCCACGGCACGAACCCAAAGGGGGUUUCCGGAGCUCCUUCCGCAAGCUCUUCAAAAAGAAAUAAGCAGCCCCAAGAAAGGCAGGCCACAGCCCAAGCGCAACAGUACUUCCCUGGGUCCCUAAGGGUGGAGACAGACAGCAAGGUUCUGAGAUGUCCCCUGAUAUAAUAGGUGGAGGGAUGGGAGAGAAGACUGUCACAAAUGCAUCCUGCUCUUCCUAGCACAGGGGAGGGCCAGGCUAUGGGUUCAAGCAAAGCUCAGCCAGCAGAUCCAGUAAGCAGAGGAAUUCGCUAGCUUUUACUCCUGCCUAAUUUUCUUCAGAGUUUUGGAAAGCUUGGGCCAAAUACCUCCAUGUUCUCCUCCCCGUCUUCCCCCAAAACUGUUUUUUUCUGCCAUAGAUCUUCACUCUUCCAAAUUCAAGCCAGGACUAGUUCAAGCUCACCCACAACAGACAGGUGCCUUGGCAUCCGGGCCAGAAGUCCAAAAUUCUUUUCUUUCCUCCACUUCCUGAAGAAAAAACACUACUGAAGAUGUCUUCCAGAAGGCCAGAUUACACUAUCCAGCUGGUUUGAGAAGGUCUAAUAAGCAUCAGCUGAAGCACCUGGAUUUUAUUCUUCUUAAUCAGCACUGUCUUUUCUUUUGGACUGAAAUCCUCUUCCACCUUUUAAUCAACAUGCUGUUUAUCAAACUGCCUCCUACUGUACAAAUCUCUGCUCUUGCUGUCAGAAUUGCCCAGGUCUCCAUGCAGGGGACACAGGCUGAGCACAGGGCCUGCCACAAGAGACAAAGACUCUUCCACUCUCUACACUCACCAUGGAUUGACGCAGAUACUGACACAGUCGACUAGCAUCGUGGCUCCUGAUCUGCAGUACAUCUUAAGAGCAUUCGGCCAGCUCUUUUUGACCUGACACCACUUUACAAGCCCCAGCACAUGAAGCACCCCGCUUUGGAGCAGAUCUUCUAGAAAAAAAUUGACACACAAGGGCAGGAAAGACAAUGGUGCCCCAUUUUUAAGUCACAGCAUUCCUUCAGGUGCAAGGACACUUCCUCCCACAACAAAGCCACAUGCAUGUCCCACCCACAUCUCAAAGGACAAACCCUCAGCAGUAUUGUUCUCUGGACAAGCCUACAGAUUCUGUUAAAAAUACAAUAAGGAAAGGGAAUCAAAGCCCUCUGGCCUACAGCUCUCCCACAGUAUUAACUGACUGCCCUUUCUUUUUCCUCCUCUGCUGGAGGAAAGAGGUAGCUGGAAAAAGGGUCAUUUCAGCUAAAACAAAAGUAAUUUCUUAUUACAAUCAAAGUUUUCUCAGCAUUUUGAGAAAGUGACUAGGAUAAAACUUCAGGGAUUAAAAUGUUUCAGCCUAUGUCUGCUCGUUAGACUUUACUGCGGCCAAACUGCACUGAGAAAUCCAAUUCUCCUUCUGAAAAGCAAGAAGGUAUCUUCUUGGGCUUUUUCCUUUAUCUUCUGCAUUAAAAAAAAAAAAAAAACCAACAAACCCAAACCUCCCCAAAACAGUUAAAAGUUUUUAAUUACAGAAACAAUUCAAUCUCUUUCCCUCUCCCUCACACUUCAUUAUAUUAUCAGUUCUUUGAUCUCUCCCAGCUGAAGUGGCUCCACACUGACCAGCCACGACAUCACCAAGACCCUCCUAGGACUUUCAGAGGUGCCAACCCAGACAAUGCAUUCACUAGAAAGAGAUAUGAAAGAAGAGCCAGGUACUUGUAACUGAGCCAUCAAAGCCUGUUUGUUUUGCAAAGAAAUAGUUAGAAUUGAUGGCUAUUACUUCUAUAGACAGGUCUACUUGUUUGUCCAUGGAACCAGAGUUUUAUCACAAUGGAUGGGUUUCCUUUCCCACCCUGCCCUGCCAAGAUGUAGGUAAAUAUAUCAGGAAAGGAGAUGAGGAAAGGAAGAAGGAAGACAAAAGGCUGGAAAUACAUGAGCAGAUGUAUGCAUAGUCUUGGUAGCUAGUAAAAUGUGCAACUGCCCAUCUCCACUCAGAGCAUUCAGUCACAAGCUCUGGGGACACACACAGUGUCUGUGCCAGUAAGGGGCUCUCAGAAACACUGCUAAGCACUUUGCUGCCCUAGCCACAAGUGGUUGCUCAGAGGCCACUGAUAAGAACUGCUACACAUACCACCUAGUGUGGCUCUCCCUUUUCUGUACAGACAAAAGCAAAGCAGUGAAUACUUUCUGUGACACCUGACACCCCUCGCCUUGGGGAUGACUACAUAGUGUUAGUCUUUAAAGAGAUGGUGGGUUUGGAGACUGUGGUAACCAUGGCAUAAGAACAUCCCAAAGAAUUAUUUGCAUUUUAAAUUUUAGGCCUGUAAUGCACUAAUGCUCUCAAGGGCUCUGAUUCUUAUAUAUCUGGGUAGCACAUAUAGAGAUUUCUACUCUUCAUAGAAGAAACUUGCUCCUCCACACUUGCCAGGCAGAUGUCAGGCCAAAAAGAGGGCAAAGAGGAAAACCCGUGUUCUAAAAUGUGUAAGAAUUCCUUCCAAAGUGGCAGACCCUUGCUUGUAAAAUGCAUAUGGAUUCUAGCUUCUGUUUUAGUCAUUUAAGGCAUGGUCAGAAUUGAUGGUUAUUAUUUCUGAUUCUGUAAGAGUUCUUACUCACAGGCCUAUACUCAUCAUUUGAGAUGUCCUGAGUAUUUCCUUGUAACUGCUCAGAAUCUGCAAAAUGUAAAUAAAACCAGUGAAUAAAGCUCAGCACCACAAAAGGUGCCUCUUGCAGAAUGCAACCCAACUUCACCUUUAGUACAUGUGCGCUCUGGAUUAUUUUAA